CUGGCACCAUCUUGUGACAAAAAUACAUCACUGUAGCUGCUUAUUGUCAGUCCUCUGAUCAGUCAUGUGUAAUAAGUAACCCAGAGGAAGAAGUAUAAACAGACUGUAUGUGUUCUCUCUCUGUCCUGUAAUAAGUGAACUCUGAGCUCAUGUGUUUGUGACUCUUCACCUCUGUCUCCUCUCACAGGGAGAAGAUGAUCUGCAGCAUCCUGCUGCUCAUCAUCCUGACCUCCUGUGUCUCUGGAACAUUUGUAGUGAAUGUGACCCAGACCUCCUAUCAGGCAGAGGAGAACCACGACAUCACACUGGAGUGGACCUUCACAACCAACCCUCACAGUUCCUCCAACUCUCUUAAUAUCUUCUGUGAACUGAUAACUGAUCUCAGAUCCUCAGUCCUGUUUCAUCUCCAUAAAGGAGUUGAGGUCCCAGAGUCUCAGGAUGAACAGUUUGCAGGACGAGUCCAGUGGGACAAAGACGUCCUCAGAGAAGGACGACUCAGACUUCAUGUGUCCAGACUCAGGACUGAAGACUCGGGACUGUAUGUGUGUAAAGUGUUCACAAGUUAUGGGAGUAACUCUGGUAGAUGUUGGCUCAAUGUCACUGCAGCGAGGGAUCGGCCUGAACCUGAGACACCAAACACAACAAGUCCACCAAACACAACAAGUCCACCAAACACAACAAGUCCACCAAACACAACAAGUCCACAACAACCAGAGAGUCGGGGAAGGAUCGGUCUCUACUGUGGACUGGGACUGACAGCAGCAGCUCUGCUGGCUGGUUGUUUCUGUAUUUUCAGACACUUUCUGUCUAGAAAUCAAGAUUUCUAA
Messenger RNA from Sander lucioperca (pikeperch), 827 nucleotides. RefSeq lists its product as uncharacterized. Bases 195 to 827 code for a protein of 210 amino acids. Gene Ontology annotation, cellular component: external side of plasma membrane. NCBI's taxonomy places the organism in Eukaryota, Metazoa, Chordata, Actinopteri, Perciformes, Percidae. The transcript is spliced from 3 exons. Gene Ontology annotation, biological process: cell surface receptor signaling pathway; negative regulation of T cell proliferation; T cell costimulation. The record is from RefSeq and is a predicted model, not a curated record.